Neoarthrinium moseri is the source of this 726-nucleotide messenger RNA. RefSeq lists its product as uncharacterized. The record is from RefSeq and is a predicted model, not a curated record. Gene Ontology annotation, biological process: GPI anchor biosynthetic process; protein O-linked glycosylation via mannose. Bases 1 to 726 code for a protein of 241 amino acids. NCBI's taxonomy places the organism in Eukaryota, Fungi, Ascomycota, Sordariomycetes, Amphisphaeriales, Apiosporaceae. Gene Ontology annotation, molecular function: dolichyl-phosphate beta-D-mannosyltransferase activity. Gene Ontology annotation, cellular component: endoplasmic reticulum membrane. The transcript is spliced from 2 exons.
AUGGCGCCCACCAAGGGAGACAAGUACUCGGUCAUCCUGCCGACCUUCAACGAGCGCAAGAACCUGCCGAUCAUCACCUGGUUGCUGAACCGCACCUUUACUGAGAGCAAACUUGACUGGGAGCUCAUAAUCGUCGAUGAUGGCUCCCCCGACGGUACCCAGGUCGUUGCCAACCAGCUCGUGAAAGCGUACUCGCCACACGUCGUCCUGAAGACCCGAACGGGCAAGCUCGGUCUGGGCACUGCUUACGUGCACGGCCUGCAGUUUGUCACCGGUAACUUCGUUAUCAUCAUGGACGCCGACUUCAGCCACCACCCCAAGUUCAUCCCCCGCAUGAUCGAGCUACAAAAGAAGGGCAACUACGACAUCGUCACCGGCACCCGCUACGCUGGCGACGGCGGGGUGUACGGCUGGGAUCUCAAGCGCAAGUUCGUCAGCCGUGGAGCCAACCUGUUCGCCGAUACCGUUCUUCGUCCCGGCGUCAGCGACCUUACCGGCAGCUUCAGAUUAUACAAGAGGACCGUGCUGCAGAAGGUCAUCGAGAGCACAGAGAGCAAGGGCUACACGUUCCAGAUGGAGAUGAUGGUCCGCGCCAAGGCCAUGGGCUGCACCGUGGCCGAGGUGCCAAUCUCCUUCGUGGAUCGUGUGUAUGGUGAGAGCAAGCUCGGUGGAGACGAGAUCGUUGAGUACGCAAAGGGAGUCUUAAACUUGUGGCUGAAGGUCUAA